UCAGGUCGCCAUUCUGGAUUGCGAGCUCGUCCGUUCAAACAUGAAUUACAUACUCUAUCCGUCUUAAGAUACCAAAUUAGGAUUAGAUGAGACAUAACCUAUAACAAAUCUGUAUAUGUUUUUUAUAAUUUUUUUUGAGGGAGUCAUUGCCUAUUCGCCCGUGGCAUUUUUAAAUACAGUAGUUAACUAUCUCCACAAGCUUAUGUAGGCCAGUAACGUGGGCUGUAUGGUCGGCAGUUAUGGGCCGUAAUUUAGUUAUAGCCCAAAGUAUUGAUCGUUUUUGUUUAUCAUUUUGCUGGAUUCUGUUCAUACUUUUGCUUUAUAUAAAAAACCGCAAAUAAAUAAAUAAUGAAAUGUUAAAUUAGCCGUCCGGUUUCUCCAACAAGCCAAGGAAUUUAUAGUCGAACUCGAGGCGCCGUUCUUGUGAAUUGCUUGAUAUUGCUUCCACACGAAGGGAGAUUACUGAUUACUAUAAAUAAAACGCAUGCAGAGCCAGUGCCAUGAUACAAAGCUAAAUACGCGUGAAGUCACGUUUCGCACAUACAAUAUCCGAUCGAGAUGAUGAUCGCCGGUGAUGGCCGUGGCUGGCUGCUGCCGCAGAUCGUCAUGGCCGUCGCCUCCGCCGCCGCGCUGGCGCUGGCGCUGUGGCGGCAGCAGCCGGGAGGCAGAGGCGGCAGCGGCGGGCCGGCGGCGAUCCUCCUCGCCGCGGCGCCGUACGCACUCCUCCUCCUGCUGCUCUGGUGCCUCCGCGCGUUCGAGCGGGCGGCCGGCGCCGGCGACGCGGCCGCGCAGGGGAGGCUCAGGCUCGCCGUGUGGCUGCUCAGCAGCGCGCUCACCGUCACGUUCGCCGCCAGGGUCGCGCCGCUGAUGCACGGCGCGGCGGCGGUCCUCGUCUGGGCCAUGUCGGCGGCGACCAUUUGCGGUGGUUUCUACAUGCUCGAUUUGUUUCCUCUCCAUCGUCGACUAGAUAGAAUCAAUUGAAGAUUUAACGUCAUUUUAUACUUUUUUUAAUCAGAAUAUCUGUGAAAAUUUGAUGAAUAAUUUGCUUUAAAAAUAAUAUUAUCGGUUUCUGCGAAGCUGUAUUUAAAAAUACAAGCGGAACACAAAUUUUGACAAUUUGACCAUUUACAAAACCUUAUUUCAAAAAUAAACCAUGACCUCAGCGCCAUCGGAAUUGGUGCUGAGAUCCAACAUCUCAGCGCCACUAAUUUUGGCGCUAACCUCCGUCCGAGAUGUCAUGCAUUAGCCACAUCAUCAGGGGUCAGCGCCACUAAUUUUGGCCACUUACAAAAACUUAUUAUAAGAAUAAACCGUGUCAAAAAUUUAUUUCAAAAAUAAACCACGACUUUAGCAUCAUCGGAAUUGGCGCCAACUAAUUUUUACGCUAACCUUCCUCCGAGGUGUCAUGCAUUAGCCACAUCAUCAGGGGUCAACGCCACUCUCGUUGGCGCUGACCUCUGUAUUGGUUAAAAUUUUAACAUCCUUUUAUCCAAUUAAGAAGGUAUAAAGUAUAAUAGCUCAGUGGUUGAGGUGGUACUCUCAUUGGCGCUGACCUCUAUAUUGGUUAAAGUUUUAACAUCCCUUUAUCCAAUUGAGAAGGUAUAAUAGCUCAGUGGUUGAGGUGAUACUCUCAUUGCUUUAUCCAAAUAGCUUAGUGGUUGAGGUGGUACUCUCAUUGCUUUAUCCAAUUGAGAAGGUAUAAUAGCUCAGUGGUUGAGGUGGUACUCUCAUUGGCUGACCUCUUUACCUUUAUCCAAUUGAGAAGGUAUAAUGGCUCAGUGGUUGAAAGCAAGGUCCAAUUGAGAAGGUAUAAUGGCUCAGUGAUUGAAAGCAAGUUGAGGUGGUACUCUCAUUGGCUGACCUCUUUACCUUUAUCCAAUUGAGAAGGUAUAAUGGCUCAGUGGUUGAAAGCAAGGUCCAUACCUUUAUCCAAUUGAGAAGGUAUAAUGGCUCAGUGGUUGAAAGCAAGGUCCAAUUGAGAAGGUAUAAUGGCUCAGUGAUUGAAAGCAAGGUAUAAUGGCUCAGUGGUUGAAAGCAAAGGUCUAAGGCCCUGACCUCUGUAUUGGUUAAAGUUUUAACAUCCCUUUAUCCAAUUGAGAAUUCAAACUUUCAACUUUUCCAUCAUAUCAAAACUUUUCUACACACACAAACUUUCAACUUUUCCGUCAUAUCGUUCCAAUUUCAAUCAAACUUUUAAUUUUUGUGCGAACUAAACACACCCUAAGAUUAAAACCCACUCAUGUAACUUUUUUCUUAUAUUUUUCCCUACCAACGGUUAUAUGCCCAAAAUAUUUGCAUACCCAAGGCUUCGAACCCAAGACCUAGGGCUAAAAACCAAAGGAGCUAACCACUUCACUAAUAGUACAUUUGAAGUAGGAAUCACCAUUACAAUCUUUUAGUCUUUGCAAAGGUCGGCGCCAAUGAGAGUGGUGCUGAACCUUGAUGAUGUGGCUAAUAUAUGACACCUCGGACGGAGGUUAGUACCAAAAUUAGUGGCGCUGAGACGUUGGAUCUCAGUGCCAAUUUCUAUGGUGCUGAUGUCGCGAUUCAUUUUACGGUUUAUUUUUAUAAUAAUUUUUUUUAAAAAAAGUCAAACUGUCACUAUUUCGGAGCGGAUAGAUGCACGAAUCCACCUAUGAAAAUAGGUACGCUGGCUGUAUCACGAGGACCUUGUGAUGAGGCUGACACGUUCUUCGGUUUUUCCUGAUCUGAGGGGUGACACGUUCGAUCAGACCUAUGCCUGCCAGCCGGGUUCGAUCAGACCCAUGCCGCUCGGGUUCGAUGCUUUUGCUACACCAAGGAAAAAAAGGUUAUACGAAAGCCGGGAUGAACAAAAUAAUAUAACGCCCAAUAUUUUUGUUUAGGCUGAGAAAUAUUCUACUCAUCGGUAUAUGAGUAGACAAAUACAGAAGUUGUAAGAAACA
Molecule: messenger RNA, 2924 nt
Organism: Oryza sativa Japonica Group (Japanese rice)
Lineage: Eukaryota; Viridiplantae; Streptophyta; Magnoliopsida; Poales; Poaceae
Source: RefSeq, a predicted model, not a curated record